AUGAAGGGAUUCCUGAUCGUCCUGGCUGGAGUUUCAGUGGUUGGCAUCGUGGCUACAGAGAGAUCAUCAUGUCUGAAACGUGCAGCAUUUUCUUCCACAAACUUUGAGAACAUCCUGACGUGGGAAACAGAGGCAGAUAUUCCCCCUGACACUGUGUUUGAUGUCCAGUACAAACAGUACGGAGAGAAAUCCUGGCUCACCAAGCAUGAGUGCCAGAGCAUCACGCAGCUCUUCUGCAACCUCAGCAGGGAGACAGAGAACUUCACGGAGCAUUUCUACGGGCGGGUGAGGGCACGGGGCUGCUCCUCCAGCUGGCUGCGCUCCGAGCGCUUCGAGCCCCGCAAGGAGACCGUUGUAGGGGCCCCACAAGUGGAAUACAUUCCCUACGUCCGCUCCAUCAAGUUCCUGAUCCGGCCUCCCCUGACCCCGCUGCGGGGGGAGGACGAGCAGCAGCUCACCGUGGAGGACAUUUACAGCAAAUUCGGGGCUGUGGAUUAUCACCUGACAAUAUUCAACCAGAGGACACACCAGCAGUGGACAAAGAUUGAGCACAACAAAGAAUUUGAAGUUUCCAACUUGGACCCAGACACUGAAUACAACGGGACAGUUUAUAUCUGUCUGCUCCAGAGAAGGAGCAAACCUCAGGUGUUUUGGGUCAAAACACUGGCAGACAAGACAUGGGUUCUCUACUGUCUGGUGGCCCUGGCGUUCUGUGCCGGGCUGGUUUUUGCUGCCACUGCUUAUGUGAUCUACAAAUACAUCAAACAGCGCAGUGCCCAGCCCAGGGCCUUGGACUUCAGAGGGAUUCCAUCAUUCCAGCCUCUCACACUGACAGUGGAGCACAUCAUAAAGCCCCUCAGCUUCUCCAAACCUUCCCCUUUCAUCCCUGAAGUGCAGCUGGCCCAGAUGAGCCAACAUUUGGACUGGGCCCUGCAGCCACCACGGCCUUCGUGUCCCUACCAGCAGCAGGUGGACGUUGCAGCACUGCAGCUGCCCCCUCAGCCCUGCCAGGUGGAAAUCCCAGCUCCCAUCACAGCUUACACUCCUCAGGGAGCUGAGCAGAGCACUGCUGCUGCCACAGGCAGCUCCAGCCUGGCCCUGACCUACGGGCUGUGCGUGGAGGGCACGGACGGGAGCUCACAGCCCAAACAAAGGCUGAAGGAAACUUCUCCAGAUCCUUCUGAGGAUCCAGAGCUGCCAACCCAUGGGCUGGGGAGGAGCUGCAGCUGGGAUUACAAAGAGCAGCAGCCAAAGGUGGAUCUGUGGAAGAGCAGAGACAGACUGGAGUCGGUUGUGAUCCAGGGGAGCCCCGGGCAGACGCAGCUGCUGCUACAGGGUGAGGGGCUGGAAGAUCCAGAGCGUGUGUCCCCGCUGUCCCUGUCCUUGCUGGAACAGGGAGGAGGAUGCUACAGACAACAGGCAGAGCUGCCCCUGCUGCUGCCUGCAGGGCGAGCUGCCCCAGCCUCUGCUGCAGAGCAGGAGCUGCUGGCACCUCUGUCAGCAGCGCUGCUGCUCUCAGUCCGGACUGGGAACGACUUCCCCAGGGAGAAGCACGGGGAGCAGUGGGUGCUGCCAGCGCCAUUCCCACAUCCUGCAGCCAGAGUGCAGCUCCCAGAGACUGCAGCCAUGGAAAUGUUCCCCGCAGCAAAGGAGCUGGGCUGCACCGAGCUGAGCGUGUCCCCAGGCAGCAGCCCAGGCCGCGACAGGGGCACUCCUCUCGCCAUGCUCUUCAAAGAUUUGGACUUGAAAGUGCAGUGGGAUGAGGAGGAAAGCACAGAAUUUUAUUAG
This is a messenger RNA of Lonchura striata (white-rumped munia), 1788 nucleotides long. Lineage: Eukaryota; Metazoa; Chordata; Aves; Passeriformes; Estrildidae. The record is from RefSeq and is a predicted model, not a curated record.